CCAAGCCUUCCCUUCCGGGUCUGGAAAGGGUUAAGUGAGGUGGGCCUUCCUCCCGCCCCCUCGCCCUCCCGGCUGGGAUUCCAGGCCUGGCUUCUGCCCUUUCCCUCCAGCCUGCCCAGAACAAAGGCUCUUUCACACCCUUGUCCCGGUGUCCCGUGCCUUCUCUGAUUCAGAAGCUGGUGGGCCUGCGGAGAGGGGUCCUUUGUCGGGUCCCCUUGCCCCCAAGCGACUGGGCCCGAGGAACCCGCGUGGGGCCAGCGUGGGGCAGUAAGGGGCGAGGCCUGGGACCAGGAGGAGGGGCCUGGGAGCUGGGGCCGCCCCUGGAAUUAGCCUGGCCUUCGGGGACAGCUCGGAGGAGCUGGGGCGGAGCCGCAGAGCCCGGCGGCCGCCGAGUGGAGUGUGACUCCGUGGGCCUGGCGUGGAGGCGGGGGCGCUAGGCUGCAGCUGGCUGGGAUUCGGGGCUGGUUUCCUGUCUGGAAGGGAAGGGGCCUGCAGAAGGGAGCGGGACAGCAGCAGACAGGCACACCCCUGCUUUCCUCCCUCCCUCUCCUCCCUUCUCUGGAAAAGCGAGCUGGGAGAACAGCUGCCACCAAAGCGAGACUGGACACUCUGUGCCUAGAGCCCCCUCUGCAGCUGGCCUUUCCUCCUGGGACCCCACUCAUCCUCACUUCGCUUUCCUUUUUUUCCCUGCCUGGCUCACAGCAGGGCCUCGGAGCAGCAGUGGGCGAGGAAAAUUUGUCACAGCAGCCAGAGAGGUUUAACAGGAGCGCAGAGGGAUAAGGGCAGCCUCUGACCUCUGCCCAAGAGCUGGCCACCUCUUUAAAGACUGAGGGAACAGUGGGAGGAGGAACUGUGGGACAGUGUGGUACCUGUCUGUCCCCCCUCUGGAGGGGCUGACAAAGGAAAGGGCACCGGGGGGCACAGAGAUGCAGGACAGAUUGCACAUCCUGGAGGACCUGAAUAUGCUCUACAUUCGGCAGAUGGCACUCAGCCUGGAGGACACGGAGUUGCAGAGGAAGCUAGACCAUGAGAUCCGGAUGAGGGAAGGGGCCUGUAAGCUGCUGGCAGCCUGCUCCCAGCGAGAGCAGGCUCUGGAGGCCACCAAGAGCCUGCUAGUGUGCAACAGCCGCAUCCUUAGCUACAUGGGCGAGCUGCAGCGGCGCAAGGAGGCGCAGGUGCUGGGGAAGACAGGCCGGCGGCCUUCUGACAGUGGCCCGCCCGCUGAGCGCUCCCCCUGCCGCGGCCGGGUCUGCAUCUCCGACCUCCGGAUUCCACUCAUGUGGAAGGACACAGAAUAUUUCAAGAACAAAGGUGACUUGCACCGCUGGGCUGUGUUCCUGCUACUGCAGCUGGGGGAACACAUCCAGGACACAGAGAUGAUCCUGGUGGACAGGACCCUUACAGACAUCUCCUUUCAGAGCAAUGUGCUCUUCGCUGAGGCGGGGCCAGACUUUGAACUUCGGUUAGAGCUGUAUGGGGCCUGUGUGGAAGAAGAAGGGGCCCUGACUGGUGCCCCCAAGAGGCUUGCCACCAAACUCAGCAGCUCCCUGGGCCGCUCCUCAGGGAGGCGUGUCCGGGCAUCGCUGGACAGUGCUGGGGGUUCAGGGAGCAGUCCCAUCUUGCUUCCCACCCCAGCUGUUGGUGGUCCUCGUUACCACCUCUUGGCUCACACCACACUCACCCUGGCAGCAGUGCAAGAUGGAUUCCGCACACAUGACCUCACCCUUGCCAGUCAUGAGGAGAACCCUGCCUGGCUACCCCUUUAUGGUAGUGUGUGUUGCCGUCUGGCAGCUCAGCCUCUCUGCAUGACUCAGCCUACUGCAAGUGGUACCCUCAGGGUGCAGCCAGCUGGGGAGAUGCAGAACUGGGCACAAGUGCAUGGAGUUCUGAAAGGCACAAACCUCUUCUGUUACCGGCGACCUGAGGAUGCAGACACUGGGGAAGAGCCGCUGCUUACUAUUGCCAUCAACAAGGAGACUCGAGUCCGGGCAGGGGAGCUGGACCAGGCUCUAGGACGGCCCUUCACGCUAAGCAUCAGUAACCAGUAUGGGGAUGAUGAGGUGACACACACCCUUCAGACAGAAAGUCGGGAAGCCCUGCAGAGCUGGAUGGAGGCUCUGUGGCAGCUUUUCUUUGACAUGAGCCAGUGGAAGCAGUGUUGUGACGAAAUCAUGAAAAUUGAAACUCCUGCUUCCCGGAAACCACCCCAAGCACUGGCAAAGCAGGGGUCCUUGUACCAUGAGAUGGCUAUUGAGCCGCUGGAUGACAUCGCAGCGGUGACAGACAUCCUGACCCAGCGGGAGGGCGCAAGGCUGGAGACACCCCCACCCUGGCUGGCAAUGUUUACAGACCAGCCUGCCCUGCCUAACCCCUGCUCGCCUGCCUCAGUGGCCCCAGCCCCAGCCUGGACCCACCCCCUGCCCUGGGGGAGACCCCGAACCUUUUCCCUGGAUGCUGUACCCCCAGACCACUCCCCGAGGGCUCGCUCGGUUGCCCCCCUCCCACCUCAGCGAUCCCCACGGACCAGAGGCCUCUGCAGUAAAGGCCAACCUCGCACUUGGCUCCAGUCACCAGUGUGAGAGAGAAAGGUGCUGGCAUAGGAUCUGCCCAGAAGAGAAAAUGACCCAUGCACAGUCGGGCUCUGGAUACGGCGCUGUCUAUAGCAAGCUGGCCAGUCUGGCCUCCUGUUCCUCUGCUGGACCUGGGGUAGGCUGCAGGGGUGGGCAGAAGCCCCUCUUAAAUUGUGGUUGCCAUGGUACUGAGGGACUCAUUCCUGGGGCUGGCUGGGACCUCCCUAAACCCUUCCUGGAAGAAAACUGGAACCAACUCUGCCCUACCUCCCUGCACUAACCAGCUUUGAGGAUGGCACUGAAGAACCCUUGGAGGAAACAUACCUCCCUUGUGACUCCCACAUCAACCAUUAAAGCUAUUUAACAGCAGCCUUCACCUGGCUCCUGAGGA
This is a messenger RNA of Chlorocebus sabaeus (green monkey), 2961 nucleotides long. It is a transcript of the gene RTKN, whose product is annotated as rhotekin. Gene Ontology annotation, biological process: mitotic cytokinesis; actomyosin contractile ring assembly; signal transduction. The record is from RefSeq and is a predicted model, not a curated record. Gene Ontology annotation, cellular component: actomyosin contractile ring. NCBI's taxonomy places the organism in Eukaryota, Metazoa, Chordata, Mammalia, Primates, Cercopithecidae. Gene Ontology annotation, molecular function: GTPase inhibitor activity.